This is a messenger RNA of Eubalaena glacialis (North Atlantic right whale), 1438 nucleotides long. RefSeq names its product Bardet-Biedl syndrome 5 (gene BBS5). Gene Ontology annotation, cellular component: ciliary basal body; BBSome. Lineage: Eukaryota; Metazoa; Chordata; Mammalia; Artiodactyla; Balaenidae. Gene Ontology annotation, molecular function: phosphatidylinositol-3-phosphate binding. The coding region runs from base 214 to 1239 and encodes 341 amino acids. Gene Ontology annotation, biological process: intracellular transport; cilium assembly. The record is from RefSeq and is a predicted model, not a curated record. The transcript is spliced from 12 exons.
CCCCCUCCUGCGCCGGGGCCAGCUCGGCUUCUCUGAGGCACGGAAACCUGCCUGGAGCCUCAAAUCCGCUUAACUACACCACACGGCCGGGAAAGCGCGCACAUUACCUCGAGGAACUUUGGGUCUCGGCGCCCGCCGUAGACGUCGUGCCAGAGGCGUCCCGUUGUCUUGGAGCCGGCGAGACGCCGUUAGGCCUCCCCCGCCGCGGUCACCAUGUCGGUGCUGGAUGCGCUUUGGGAGGACCGGGAUGUCCGCUUCGACAUGUCCUCGCAACAAAUGAAAACAAGACCUGGAGAAGUCCUUAUUGAUUGUUUAGAUUCAAUUGAAGACACCAAAGGAAAUAAUGGGGAUAGAGGUAGACUCUUAGUAACAAAUUUAAGAAUUAUCUGGCACUCUUUGGCAUUACCCAGAGUCAAUCUUUCUAUUGGUUACAACUGCAUAUUGAAUAUUACAACAAGGACUGCUAAUUCUAAAUUACGAGGCCAAACUGAAGCUCUUUAUAUACUAACAAAAUGUAACAGUACUCGUUUUGAGUUUAUAUUUACAAAUUUGGUUCCUGGAAGUCCUAGACUUUUUACUUCUGUGAUUGCAGUACACAGAGCAUAUGAAACUUCUAAAAUGUAUCGUGAUUUUAAAUUGAGAAGUGCGCUAAUUCAAAAUAAGCAACUAAGAUUACUACCACGAGAACAUGUAUAUGAUAAAAUCAAUGGAGUAUGGAAUUUAUCCAGUGAUCAGGGAAAUUUAGGAACCUUUUUUAUUACCAAUGUGAGAAUCGUGUGGCAUGCAAAUAUGAAUGACAGUUUUAACGUCAGUAUACCAUAUCUGCAAAUUCGGUCAAUAAAGAUUAGAGAUUCAAAAUUUGGUUUAGCUCUUGUCAUAGAAAGCUCCCAGCAGAGCGGAGGAUAUGUUCUUGGCUUUAAAAUAGAUCCUGUGGAAAAACUACAAGAAUCAGUUAAGGAAAUUAAUUCACUUCACAAAGUCUAUUCUGCCAGUCCUAUAUUUGGAGUGGAUUAUGAGAUGGAAGAAAAGCCACAGUCCCUUGAAGCUCUGACAGUUGAACAAAUUCAAGAUGAUGUAGAAAUAGACUCUGAUGAUCACACAGAUGCUUUUGUGGCUUAUUUUGCUGAUGGCAAUAAGCAACAAGAUCGUGAACCUGUGUUUUCAGAAGAACUGGGGCUUGCAAUAGAGAAAUUGAAGGAUGGAUUCACCCUUCAGGGACUUUGGGAAGUAAUGAGUUGAUCGUGGUUUGAGCUGGGUUUCUAUUUAAAGAUAUCUCAAGAUUAAAGAUACUAGUCGCCUGCUAUAAGGCAUGGCAUAGUUUUUACAUUUACGGAAAAAGCUUUUCAGAGAGUUUUUUAAUGAUUAAGGAAAAACUUAUUUGUCGAAGAUUUUAUUUCCAGUCUUCUAAAAAUUAUAUUUGAAAUUGUAAUCAAAAUGU